GUAAGUUCGUGAUUUUAUAGCCACCAAUUGAAGUUCUUGUAUUAUGAAUUGGACGAAUUCGGUUUUAUUGUACUAUUUAAAAACUUUUCUCGUUUCAGAGUAGCAAAUUAUGAUUUUCCUUGAAGUGGCUUCAGAGGGAAGAAAGAACACAAACGCAAAUCCCCAAGCGUCUCCAUCCUCCUCAGCCCCCGAAUCGGCGCUCGCUCCAUUCCCCUCCCCUCCCUCUUCCAUCGGCUCCGGCGUCCUCGCCAACUCCGGCUGCCCUCCCUCCUCUGAUGUUAGACGCCAUCAGCGCUUAGGAGACGAUGGAGCACGACGAUGGGAGGGAGGCCGACGCCAAGCGAGCGGCCGGCGGCGGCGAGGACUUCAUCAGCGCGCUACCAGACGACGUUCUCAUCCAGAUCCUCGUCGGGCUGCGCAGCGCCGCCAUCGCCGCUCAGACAAGCGUGCUCUCCAGCCGGUGGCUCCCCCUCUGGGCCCUCAUGCCGGAGCUCGACUUCACCGCCGCUCGCGACGCCCCCGACCGCAUUCGCGCCGCCCUCGACGCCCACCGAGCUCCGGCACUCCUUAAUCUACGCGUCACCGACGGACGCGACUACUGACUGCGUCGCGGCGUGGAUCCCCAUCGCAGCCAGCCGCGCCUCCGGUUCUCUCUCCUUCGUCAACAAGUUGAGCGAUGCGGAUGGGGGUCAGGACAGAGGUGGCUUUGAGCUGCCGUGCUUCGAGGACGCUACCUCGCUGUGGCUCGACCUUGGGCUUCUUGGCCUUGCAUUGCCGGCUUCCGGCAUAUCCGCUCGGCUCACCGAUCUGCACCUGCACCUGAGACUGAGUAACAUCAAGGUACAAGGUCCAUGGGUGCUCGGUGAUGCUCUCUCCUCGCCCAGGUGCCCGUGCUUGCAAAGACUCAACAUCUCGAGUGCCCGUGGUAUUGACAAACUCACCAUCCAUUCCGAGUCCCUCCUGCAAUUGAAGCUUUUCAAGCUAUGUGGCUUCCAGCAACUCAGUGUCGUGGCGCCGGCGCUCAAAGGCUUGGCGAUACGGCACAUUUGCGGCAGCUGAGCCCUGGUGUUUUUUCUGUACAUGGACGACAUGACAUUAAACCAAUCACAAUCAUUAUUGCCUGAGGCUAUGCAACACUUCAAGGCCGUGCACAGUCUAACCCUCAGAAUCUUCUAUAAAUCGGUGAGUUCAUUUUCUUGUGUGAAGUUAUGUCAUUUUCUUGGGUUCAUUCGUUAUCCAAGGGGACAUGAACUUUUGAACUGCUCUCUUUUUUGUGAUUUACCUACAAAUCUACUUGACAAGGGUCCAGAACAUAACAUAUACUCCCUCUGAUCCUAAAUUCUUGACUCAAAUUUGUCCAAAUAUGGAUGUAUUCUAUUCUUAAAAAGCGUCUAGAUACAUGUAAUAUUUCGACAACAAUUUAGGAUCGGAGGGAGUAGUUCUUUUUGUAAUGUUCUGUGAACCUACAGGACAUAGGAACCAUCGAUACAUGAUGGCAGACAUGGCAAGGCUCCCUGACAUUACAUUCUUGUCCCUGACUGUGGAUUCAAAAGGACACACCUUUGGAGGCAGCGCAUUUCAUAUUCUCAGAAUGUGUACUGGUUUAAGAAAGCUAGAACUUGAAUAUUUCAAGGAACGGGCGGUGACUCCAUGCUCAUCAGGUUGCAUUUGUGAUCAGUUGGAAAACCGGAAAACCGAGGAACUUGUGUUGAAUCAGCUCCCGGAAGUACGUAUCAUUGGACUGCUAGGAACUGAACAUGAAGUUGCUUUUCUGCAACGGUUUUUCAGUUGGGCAACAGUGCUAAAAAAAAUGACAAUAUCUUUCAAGGAUUCAGUCGCUGAAAGCAAGGCCAAGUGGUUGUGCCAGACUUUCCGAAGCUUCUCCAGCCCAAAAACACACAUGAAAUUUUAUCUGUACCAAGGCUUGGUCAAGAAGGUUUUGUAUGUUCCAGAAGAGUAAAGCAUGGACUUCCUUAGAUUGUAGUAACCUAGUGUGAUUUCUAAUGAUGUUGGGAAUGUAUGUUAGACUGGCGGUGUAGUGUGUUGUGUGUUUUGUUACUUAUGUUAGACCUGUACUUGUUAUCAUGAUCCUUUAUGUUAUGUCCUAUCUCGCGUAGACACACUAAACCAAAUCAGAUUCGUGAUAUACUAAGUGCCAACGCUGAACUACAGCAUGUCCGUAA
Molecule: messenger RNA, 2183 nt
Organism: Brachypodium distachyon (stiff brome)
Lineage: Eukaryota; Viridiplantae; Streptophyta; Magnoliopsida; Poales; Poaceae
Exons: 3
Coding region: 319-1059 (246 amino acids)
Source: RefSeq, a predicted model, not a curated record